AUGUUUUUGCUCUUUCUUUCAUCCGCAGACUGUUACGGAUUUAAAAAUUUAACAAUUACAAAUGGAGAAACUGUAAAAAUGGACUUUUCUAAUAAAUCGGCUGUUAUGUCUAUUCCAAAAGUCCGGAGUGGCGAAUUAAUAUUCACCUUCUUCAGCGAAAGAAGAAAUUACACAGCUUCAUCAUACCAAGAACCAUAUUUACAUAUGAAAGAUGAUGUAUUCACAAUAAAAUCAAAUCAUCAAGAUCCAUUAACGUUUUAUUAUUGGGAGUUACCAGAUAAUUUAUGUCCAGCGCAUAAUUUUGUAUUCGAUUUAGAGCAUAAAAUGCAUUUUAAUGCACUAGUUAAUCAAAAAGCAGAAGUUCAAUGUAUUUUCUCACCGUUCGCUGCCAAAUCAGUAAAAAUGCGUAUGGAUUACGGACAAGAUGCGGUUGAACUCUAUAAUGGCUCAAUGAAAAAGCAAUUAGUCAAUGAACAUUCACAUUCUUAUCCUCCAUUCUUCAUCAGAUUGUUACCGCAUGAACUUCCAUAUACAUUCGAAUUCACUGCUAGUUCAAAACAUACUGGAGUUCAUUAUUGCCAUUUUAAUUCGAUCCCAUUAACAUUAAUGCCAAUCGCAGUUCCAGCAACCUUCCAAGGCAUUAUCAAUGAUAUAAAAUGCACAAAUACACAUGAAGAAGUUUUGUUUUAUGCAAAAUUUUCAUUUGGUAGUUCUGUUUUUGUUUUCAUCAUUUCUAUCAUUAUAUUUAUGCACCAUUUCUUCUGGAGAAGAAAUGAAACACCAGAAAAAUCCACGAAUGAUACAGAAUAUUUAAUUAAUGAAGAACCAGCAGAAUAA
Molecule: messenger RNA, 837 nt
Organism: Trichomonas vaginalis G3
Lineage: Eukaryota; Parabasalia; Trichomonadida; Trichomonadidae
Exons: 1
Coding region: 1-837 (278 amino acids)
Source: RefSeq, a predicted model, not a curated record